AUGGUGCCACUUCAUAUACACAGAACAAUAAUCACUAUUGUAUCCUCAAAGUACAAUGCUGUUAAAGUACCUCCUGCCGCCGCCGCCUCCACGGCCGUAGCCCAGCUGAGGCACGACGCUGAUCGGGCCCUGGUCCUCCUUGAGCACGACGCCCGGCAGAUCCUUCAUCCCGAGGGACUCCAGCAGAUCUAUGGUCUCCUGGUCAACCUCGAUGUGGUCGACUUUGAUGGCGGACUCCUCCGGCACGAAGUCCAUGCGGCGCUCGCGCUCCUCCUCCUGCAGCUUGAGGGAGAUGCCCCGGACGGGCCCCUUCUGGAUCCGCUUCAUGAGGUGGGUCGAGAAACCGGCGAUCUUGUUGCGGAGGCGCUUCGAGGGGAUGAUGGCGACCUCCUCGAGGAUCUUCUUGUUGGUGUGGAAAUCAAGGGUCAUCUUCGAGUAGUACCGCUCGAUGACCAGGCGGGAGGACUUCUUCACGGUCUUAGUGCGGACGCGGCCCAUUUCCGGCGGUGGUUGCGACUGACGGCGGGAGGGAUUAAGGGGAAAAGGGGAGGAGGCUUUUGCUGCUGA
Striga asiatica is the source of this 567-nucleotide messenger RNA. The record is from the annotation of a GenBank genome assembly. NCBI's taxonomy places the organism in Eukaryota, Viridiplantae, Streptophyta, Magnoliopsida, Lamiales, Orobanchaceae.